Gigantopelta aegis is the source of this 1161-nucleotide messenger RNA. Its product is annotated as kappa-type opioid receptor-like. The record is from RefSeq and is a predicted model, not a curated record. Gene Ontology annotation, biological process: G protein-coupled receptor signaling pathway. Gene Ontology annotation, molecular function: G protein-coupled receptor activity. Gene Ontology annotation, cellular component: plasma membrane. Bases 1 to 1161 code for a protein of 386 amino acids. The transcript has a single exon. NCBI's taxonomy places the organism in Eukaryota, Metazoa, Mollusca, Gastropoda, Neomphalida, Peltospiridae.
AUGUCAACACCGUCACAAUUUUCACCAAACCAAACAUCCAACUUUGAUGAUCUCGACCUUGUUGGUAACAGAAACUAUCCUGAUGGAGAAUUCAUAAUGUAUGAUGACAAUCAAUCGUUCCUAGUCGGCGGGUCAUUCGGCGGGCCAGAUUUCGAUUUACAUGGAUAUGGCCACUGGUCCACUGUUUUGGUUAUAGCCAUAAUAGGCACCAUUGGCAACAUCCUGCAGUUCAUAAUGAUGAGCGACUCCAAGUUAUCCCCCCUCUCCUACAGCGUUUACCUGAAAUUACUCUCUGUGUCUGACAGUCUCGUCCUAAACAACGCUAUAGCUCAACAGACUGAGUACUAUUUUAAACUGACGAAGGUUCCUGACAUCAACGACGUCCUCUGUAGAAUUGUCACCAGCUACGAGGUCUUCACAAUGUUGCUGUCGCCAUGGUUGAUGGUAGGACUUACUCUCGACAGAUUCGUAUGUGUCUGUUUUCCGUUGACGCGGGGAAGAUUUUGUACGAAGAAGAAAGCAGUUGUUGUCUGUUCAUGUCUGAUUGGUGGAACCAUCCUGUUAAGUUUACCCACUUUGAGUCUCAUGGAAAUGCGGAAUUACGGAUGUAGAGAGUCCGAUCUGUUACUCCGUUAUUCCCUGUUUCUCCGUCUGAUAAUGUCACCACUGCUACCCUGUGUCAUCAUACUUCUCCUCAACAUCGGCAUCAUAUCUCGCAUCAAACGCAGCAACGAGUUUCGGAAAACCUUCACGAGACACACGAAAGAGUCUACGAAAGAUAAUUCAACACGCCCUCUGGUGUUAGUCUCGGUACUGGCCUUCGUGACUUUGCUGCCCAUCUCGAUUUCAGGAUCGAUCUCUCAGCUGUUCUACCUUCUGGUAGCAGACCCAGAACCUGGGUUCCUAGUCUCCGGAUUGUGGCCAGCGUUCCACAUAAUCUUCUUGCUAAAUUUCGGACAUAACUUUUUCAUCUUGAUGGCAAGUUCACGAAAGUAUCGACAGAUUAUGAAGAGAAAACUUGUAUGCUUUUCUAAGAAGGUGGGACGAACACGCCAGAAUUUACCAGCUCUACAAUCUGUUGGAUCCGCACAAACUACGGAUGCUGUUUCAAUGGCAAUAUUUAUUUCUAGUACCGCAUGUUCAGAAGUGUCAGUACCCUAG